CCUGGUGCCAGACCGAUGACGCGGAGCUCAGGCGGAGGUCGUGGCGGCUGCUGGGACCAGUAGGGCGCCAACCUCUCUCGCGGUCACACGCCCUCGGUGCCACCACGCCGCGGCCCUUUGAUCCUAACAGAUCGGUCACGUACGUGGCUCGUGUCGAGUGAUGGUACAUCUUCGGAUCCCUUUUCAAAGGACUUGCAGUAGUACCUCGAUACACGCAAUUCCAUUCUUGCAUUAGCAUUAGCAGACGCCAGGAAUGAGCGAUGAUACCCUCCGACCAAGGAAUUCCAUAGACUUGGCGCACUGAUUUAUAAACUUGGACAGUCUUCGCUGUGUGCUGACUCUGUGGGAAAAGAGAUGUCAUCAGACGCGGACACGUUGCGUGGAAGCAGGUGCUAGGAGGCGAAUCGAGUCCCGCACCUGUUGAUGGUCCCAACUCGACGUUCAUGAGUCUCCACGCGUCUUGAAUCAGCUGCGUCGAGCCCAGCAAGGGGGGAGAAUCAUGGCGGAGAAACACGGAUUCUCGGCCGCCUCCUUCCUUCUCUCUCUCGCUCUUUGUUCCGCUCCUGCCGCGUGCGCCAUGCUCAGCCCUGUCCUCGGCGACGGAUCGUGCGAGCUAGGGUGGUUUCACUGCGGCGAGAACGGCACGGUGUGCGUGGAGCAGAGAUUCGUCUGCGAUAAAAAGGAUGACUGCCCUGCCGGCGACGACGAGCUGGGCUGCGUGGACGAGGAGGGCGACAGCCACCUCACCAAGAAGAUUCUCAACAGACCCGUCUACCCGUGGGAGCACCGCCACAACUGCAGCUUGACUCGCUACCCCGCAGAAUGCACGUGUCGGAAGCUGACGAGGAUCCAUUGCGUCAACAAAGAGCUCACUUCAGUCCCCCAGAGUAUCGCCGAAGCCGUCACCGCCCUGAUCUUCACCAACAACAGCAUUGACCUCCUCCAUGGCUCUUUUAGCAUCUACCCAGAUGUUCGGCUUCUCCACCUGGACAACAACGGAAUCGGACACAUCCCGGAUGGUGCCUUCCUGGGCCUGGCACUGCUCAGCGACCUGUCUCUCGCGAACAACUCCCUGUCCGAGCUGCGACCUGGGGCUCUGGCGGGAUUAUCCUCGCUCUCCAAUCUGGACGUGUCGUGCAACCAACUCCGACACUUCGACGACAUUCUCGCACACUUGCCCAAGCUCCUGAACCUGUGGUUCAACUUUAACUUGGUGACUCUACAGAAACGGAAAGUCCACCACGAAAGAUACCGUCUGCAAGAACUGUUCUUAGAGAACAAUCAAGUAGAUGUGCUGUCCGAAGAUUCUUUACUCGGACUCGCAGAGCUCACGUCGCUGUACCUGCGCCACAACAGGAUCCGCGAGAUCAGGGCGGGCGCCUUCAGGGACCAGACUCUGCUCGUGGACCUGGAACUCAACUACAACAAGAUCAGACACCUAGACGCCGAGAGCUUCAAAGGGUUGGAUUCCUUGAAAAUCCUCCAUCUGGAAGGAAACCCGCUGGUGGUCGUUCCCGCGACGACGCUACAGCUCUUGCCGAACCUCGCUUCCCUGUACAUGAGGAAUAUUGAGUUGAACAUGGAUCUUCUGCUAAACAUCUCCCAGGACCUCACCUACGGCAUCAACACGCCCAAUAUCUCCCACGUGUAUUUCGAACGGUUUCGGUACUGCAGUUAUCUUCCGCAUGUUCCAGACUGCAGACCUAAGACAGACGGAGUCUCUUCGUUCGAGCACCUCCUGGUCCGCGUGGAGCUGCGCGUGGCGGUGUGGCUGGUGGCGCUGAUGACGCUGGUAGGCAACAUGACAGUCCUCGGCGGCAGAGCCUUUACCAGGGACGACAACAAGAUCCUCUCCCUCUUCAUACGGAACCUGGCAGUUGCAGAUCUUCUGACGGGCGUGUAUCUGUUCGUCGUGGCGGUGAAAGAUGCCCAGUUUCGAUCCGAAUACCACGAGUACGCCUACUACUGGAUGACGUCAUGGCACUGCACUAUCACCGGGGUUCUUUCUAUGACGUCUUCUGAGGUGUCUGUCCUGAUCCUAACCUUCAUGAGCGUGGAGCGGUGGCUGUGCAUCACGUGGCCGCUGGGAGCCCCAAAGCUCUCCCUCGGAACCGCUAAAGUCGUGCUUGUGGCCAUUUGGUCUGUGGGCCUUCUGCUUGCUCUCGUGCCCGUGUUUUGGUACACAAGCAAGCAGGGUUUCUACGGCACGAACGGCCUGUGCUUUCCGCUCCACCUGGACGACCCCUGGGUGCCUGGCUGGGUCUACUCCGCCUUCAUCUUCGUUGGCAUUAACCAGAUUGGGGUGGUAAUGAUCCUCAUGUCAUACACUGGGAUGUUCUACAGCAUCCGCAUCACGCGCGCGAACACGCCGCUGUCCCUCGGGGAUCGCGAGUUCGCGCUCCGCUUCUUCUUCAUCGUGUUCACCGAUUGCGUGUGCUGGACGCCAAUCAUCAUCCUGCGCAUCCUGGCGCUGGCGGGAUGCUCCAUCCAGCCGGACCUUUACGCGUACGUGGUGGUGGUGCUGCUGCCCAUCAACUCCGCUCUGAAUCCGUUCCUCUACACCUUCACCACCUCCAAGUUCCGCUCGAGGGCGCGCCGCUUCCUCUCGUCGCAGGGAAUCUGCCACUGGCGCCACCGCCGCGACUCAGGUAACCCUUGUAAUUCAGAGGUGACCCGGACCUCGUUCUUCAGGAGCGCUACCUACAAGUGGACUAACGGACGCGACGUCGUGCAGGUGUACAAUGGCACUCACGCCCUUGAGGAAACGACACUCGCCGAUCUCUCCAAGGGCGUCGUGGUGGCCAGGGAGGAGAGCAUUAAGGCGGAGACCAAGGAAUAAAUACACACACACACACACACAGAGAGUGAGGGAGAGAGAG
Messenger RNA from Penaeus chinensis, 2879 nucleotides. RefSeq names its product relaxin receptor 2-like. The record is from RefSeq and is a predicted model, not a curated record. Gene Ontology annotation, biological process: G protein-coupled receptor signaling pathway. Gene Ontology annotation, cellular component: membrane. Gene Ontology annotation, molecular function: protein binding; G protein-coupled receptor activity. NCBI's taxonomy places the organism in Eukaryota, Metazoa, Arthropoda, Malacostraca, Decapoda, Penaeidae. The transcript has 22 exons. Bases 500 to 2839 code for a protein of 779 amino acids.